Populus trichocarpa (black cottonwood) is the source of this 1639-nucleotide messenger RNA. RefSeq lists its product as uncharacterized. The coding region runs from base 1 to 420 and encodes 139 amino acids. Lineage: Eukaryota; Viridiplantae; Streptophyta; Magnoliopsida; Malpighiales; Salicaceae. The record is from RefSeq and is a predicted model, not a curated record. The transcript is spliced from 2 exons.
AUGAGAAGAGGUUCAAAUAUAUCACCAUUUCUUUCCCAUUCUUUCAAAGCGAACCCGAGAACUUACAAAAUGGGCGACAACAAUGAAGACCCAUGGCUAGCCCCAGAUAAGCUAUACCAUGUCCUCUUUUGUCUCUCUCUAACCCUCCUUUUCUCCAAGCUAGCCUCCCUCACCCGCUAUCCAUUUCUCAAGCGCCACUCUAUUCGGGUCGGUGCUAUUCUCUCCCUCUUCGCCGGCGCCGCCAAGGAGGCAGCCGACCAAAUUGGCCUCUUUCCCUCCGCUGGAGCCUCUGCAAAGGACGCUGUAGCCGAUAUCAUUGGCGUAUUGAUUGCUGCGGCAGCUCUCUCCAUGCUUAAAAGUAAAAACUACGACGGAUCCGAUUCGGGGUCGGGUCAGACCCGGAGGGUUUUGCCCAUUUGAUGGCCAAUUGCGGCUGAAUUGUUUAUGGGGUUUUUUCUUUGGGUAGAAAAUUGGUUUUGUUGGGUUAGAUUUUGAAGGGGGAAAGGAAAGUAUGUUUGGUUGCUGAGAAAGUGAAGAAAAAGAAAGCAAAUAUUUGGGUUUUGAAUUAUUAUUUGUUUUAGGGAGAAGACAAGAGGAUUGCUUGAGGUUUGUUGAUCAUGUUGAAUAAUCACCUCCUAAAGCUCCUUGUAGCUGAUGUUUUUUCAUUAGUAUCACCAUCUUCCUCAGGCAGCUUGACAGCAGAGUACGUUCCUGCUCCACACAAUGCCCCGAGGAUCGGGGCAGUGAGGUAAACCCAUAUGGCUUUAUAGUUAUUUGCAGCUAUGGCUGGCCCUAAUGUUCUGACUGGGUUCAUUGAUGCCCCUGUUGUUUCCCUGCACGAGUAAAAGAAGACAGUCCAAUAUGCUAAUGAUGUUUAGAUGUUUUGAUUUAUGUAGUAUUUUUGCCUUUGGCAUAAAAUUUAAAUGAAUAAAAGAAAUGCUCCAUUUACUAUUAACCACUUUGUGCACAGGAAAACAGAGAAUCUUUUUUCUUUUGCUAUCUUCAUAUUUUUAAUAUUUUAUUUGACACAAACUGUCAUAAACAUGGAGAAGAAUGGCCUGAAUCAUAGAUCAUUUUCAAUUUUGACAAAUGGGAACGAUCUUCAAAGGUUCUGAACCACAAAAAAUUAUGCUAAUUGUCAUGUCGCUCGCAUCAGCUUACAUGGAAGGGUUUGUCUAUACCUGAACUGGAAUAGUUUUUGACUCAAUAGCUUUCUUGGAUUCGUUCUAUUUCAUAAAUCUUCAAGUUGUUGCCUAACUACAGUGCUUAAAUAUUCAUCUUUGCAGUGUUUUGACCUCACUGCUUUUUUCUCACUGUUAGUUUUUGGACUCCCCCAAUUCCCAAAUCAGAUCAAUAGUACAAAAAUAAUUGAAGAGAUUAGUAGAGACAUACCCGGCUAUGAGUAUGUUGAGCAUGACAGUAGCCCCUACCGCGAUUCCUGCCAGCUCCCCCACCUGCACAUGGCCAUAAUUCUUGUCACCCCUGCCAAGCUCAUCAAUUUAUGUAUCUAUUUCAAUGUGUUGUGUGCAAUUGUGAUUAUAUAAAACCUUGGGGAAGUGGGGUUGCUAUUCUUCUUGUGAACUAAUAUGGAUAGGAUAUUUUAUGUAUGCUUGAUCCAUCCCACAUUACCAUUGUAUUA